AUGGCGGAGGAUUUCGCAAGGGCGGUGGAGGAUGGGCUUAAACUGGCGAAACGGAUUUAUUUCGGAAACGACCGAGCGGUUGCGGCGCCGAGGCUAGCGGCGCCGAUGGAGAGAUCGUCGACGGCGCAGGCUUACCUUCCUUCUGCUCCGAUGGUUUACGCUGUAAUACCCGACCCGGGAAUUGUGGAUAACCCGGACCUACCUAGCUAUCAGCCUCACGUGCACGGCAGGUGCGACCCGCCGGCUCUGAUUCCUCUCCAGAUGAACGCGGUUGAGCUCGACGUCGAUUGUUACCUCGACACGGCCCUCGUCACCGUCACCGGGGUGUGGCGUGUCCACUGCGUUAUGGGGAGCAAGAGAUGCGAUUGCCGAAUCGCUAUUCCUAUGGGAGAACAGGGUUCGAUUCUAGGUGUUGAGGUUGAGAUUCUCAGGAGAUCCUACACAACGCAGCUGAUCACAGCCGAGGAUGGAAACGAAUUGGAGAAAACGGCGCAGCCUCAAAAUGGAGGGUUCUUGAAGCCAAACAUAUUCACUCUCACGAUACCGCAGGUUGAUGGAGGCACAAACCUGUCGAUCAAGAUGACAUGGUCUCAGAAGCUGACGUAUAACGAAGGGCAGUUUUUCCUCGACGUUCCUUUCAACUUCCCUGAGUAUGUCACUCCUGCUGUAAAGAAGAUCUCAAAGAGGGAGAAGAUCUACUUGAGUGUUAACGCCGGUACUGGAACACAGCUUCUCUGCAAAGGGUGCAGUCACCAACUAAAGGAAAAAAUGCGGAACGCAGGGAAGUUGAGGUUUUCAUAUGAAGCAGAUGUUUUGAAGUGGUCCAACACUGAUUUCAGCUUCUCUUAUACGGCCUCUUCAAGUAAUAUAGUUGGUGGACUUUUCCUUCAGUCUGCGCCUGUUCAAGAUGUUGAUCAGAGAGAUAUCUUUUCUUUCUAUCUUUUUCCAGGAAAGCAGCAAAAAGCUAAGGCAUUUAAGCGGGAGGUAAUUUUUGUUGUUGAUAUAAGUAAAAGCAUGAAUGGAAAACCUCUCGAGGAUGUAAACAAUGCGAUAUCGACAGCUCUAUCUAAGCUUAAUCCUGGGGAUUCCUUCAACCUUGUCACUUUCAGCGAUGAUACUUCUCUGUUUUCGACAUCAAUGGAGUUGGUUACUCCGGAUGCUGUUGAAAGAGGCGUUGAGUGGAUGAACAAGAACCUUGUUGUCGCCGAUGGUACAAACAUGCUCCCUCCCCUAGAGAAGGCUGUGGAAAUGCUUUCGAAUACUCGUGGCUCCAUACCUAUGAUCUUCUUCUUAACCGAUGGAUCCGUUGAAGAUGAGAGGCACAUUUGCGAUGCAAUGAAGAAACGUCUUGCUAGUGCUGGAUCAGUUUCUCCACGGAUACACACAUUUGGGUUAGGUGUAUUCUGCAAUCACUACUUCCUGCAAAUGCUUGCAAAUCUAUCGAGGGGGCAGCACGAAUCAGUGUACAAUACAGAUCACAUCGAGGAACGAAUUGACAAACUGUUUACAAGGGCUUUAUCAACUGUUCUUGUGAAUGUAAUUAUCGAGCCCCUGCAGAAUCUUGAUGAAGUUGAGGUAUACCCAUCACAUAUUCCGGAUCUGACGUCUGCAAGUCCAUUGAUGAUAUAUGGGAGAUACCGAGGAAAGUUCCCUGAGAAUGUGAAAGCCAAUGGUCUGCUAGGAGAUAUGAGCAGUUUUUCUGCAGACUUGACUGUACAAAGUGCAAAAGACAUGCCUCUUGAUAAAGUAUUUGCAAAGAAUGUGAUUGACUUGCUUACUGCUGUGGCAUGGUUCUCUGAAGACAAACAGCUAAAAGAGAAGAUUGCUAAACUAAGCAUCCAAACCGGCGUACCAUCUGAGUAUACUCGAAUGAUCCAAUUGGAGACCACAGAAGAAGUAUUAAAACCCAGCGACACUGGUGGAAAGAAGAAGACAGCGAGUAACGGCGAGAAACAGAAGAUGCUAUCAAGAACGAUCCCUCUGCAAAACCUCGGGAUAGGAUUUGGUGAUAAAGCAGCCACGAGAGAGAAUGUUCCACCAGGAUUUGGAGAACAGAGAGCACCUGAUGCAGCAGAGAAGUUCGUGAAGGCUGCCUCGAGCUGUUGUGUCUCCCUGUGCAACAAAUGUUGUUGCAUGUGUUGUGUCCAAUGCUGCACUAAGCUCAAUGAUCAAUGUGUCCUUGUCUUCACACAGCUCUUCACAGCGAUCGCUUGCAUCGCCUGCUUUGAAUGUUGCACAAAUGUUUGCUGUACCUGUGGAGACGACUAG
Molecule: messenger RNA, 2268 nt
Organism: Thlaspi arvense
Lineage: Eukaryota; Viridiplantae; Streptophyta; Magnoliopsida; Brassicales; Brassicaceae
Source: the annotation of a GenBank genome assembly